AUGUCAUCAAACAAAAAACGAAGAAUUGAUGAAAAGCCAAUGAGCGCUUUGAGCGCUCUUCAAGCUCGACGGAGAGAAGCCGCAGCUUUCCCCGUUCAAACGACUCAAGCUGAUUCAGAGUCCGAUGAGAAGUCAGUGACCACCAGUGUCAACCCCUACCAGCUUCUUCGAAAGGACCGUAGUCAAAGUGCUGCCCCAAAAACUCCCAAGAAGAACGCAGUCAAAGAUCAAUAUCUACCGCGUAGGGCAGAGUCAUCAGCCACUCGUUCAAGAGGCGUUGCAAUAGCGAAUGGAAAUACAGACACCCUCAAUACUGAGUUGGCUGGCGCUUCUCAGAAAGCGGUUCGAGAGUCAUCAUUCCGCCUCUCAAAGCAAAACCACAGAGUCAAGGCAGGGGGUGUUGUGGAAUUAAAUUUAUCAAACAAGGAGCGGUUCUUGGUUCUUGGGAGUUUUGGAAUUCGGAUCAUCCAGGGUGAAGUGAGGUUGGCUGGUGCUACUCUCUGCCCUUCGGAAACGAUUGAAUGGGUUCACGCUCCCCACUGCCACGCAGUUCCCGUGCUGCGGACUAAAGAAGAGACGAGACUGGAACUUCAUCCCGAUAUCAAUGCUCGUGGUAUACGCCAGCUGGGUCGGCUGUCACCACUAUUCAGAAAAAUAUGGAAUGAGUCACCCGAGACAAACUCGUCCAAGACAUCGAAAGACUCUACCUUUGAGAUUAUAUAUACCCCUGAAGAUGCCCCUAAGAAAUGCAUCAUCCAGGAACUGGUCUCACCACCGGAGUGGAACAAGAAGUUGUCUUCGCUUGUAGCGACUAGUCGAAAGAAGCCUUCACUAUCAACAUUGAUAUGUGGACCUAAAUCGGCUGGGAAGUCUACUUUCUCACGACUGUUCCUGAAUGGCCUAUUGACAGAUCGAUCCCAGAAACAGGGCGCUCGCAGUGUUGUGAUACUUGACCUCGAUCCAGGCCAACCAGAAUACGCACCACCGGGGACCUUAUCACUCGUUUGUGUAACCAAGCCCAACCUCGGCACGCCAUUUACACAUCCAAGUCUCAAAAACUCUGCCUUUACUGUUGUCCGCAGCCACUCAAUGGCCUCUGCCACUCCAGCUCCAAACCCCGACCUCUACCUGGCUUGUGCGACAGACCUGUUUGAUACAUACUCGAAGCACUAUGCUGGAGCCCCUCUUAUUGUCAACACCCCUGGAUGGAUCCAAGGGACUGGAUUAGAUCUGCUGUCUAGCUUAAUAGAGGAAAUCAAGCCCCAGGAGGUUUUGUACAUGUCAGAAGCAGGUCCGUCCGAGGCAGUCGAUGCUUUGCGUACAGCAACAAAACUGGCGUUCACGGAACUCCCAUCUCAGCCAUCUGAGUUCACGUCAAGAACAGCAGCGCAUCUCAGAGCGAUGCAAACCAUGUCUUAUUUUCACUUGCAAAAUACGCCACCAAAGACUUCGAACUUGCUCGAUACAUCUACGAGGUUAAAGUGGGACGCCUCGCCGCUCUCUUCUAGAGCUCCCUUGCUUGUGCAAUACUCUUCGUCGAAACGAGGCGUCUUGGGACUCUUAUCCUAUGAUUACCAAUGCUCCCCAGAAUUACUGGCUGAUACAGUGAAUGGGCUGGUAUUGGCCGCAGUCGAGAUAGAGGAUCGCAAAGCAUUCUCCAAUUUUCCACAAGAGGUAGCACCGCCACCGCUGGUAUCAACGAGCCCAGAAAAUAUCCCGUUCAUUCCCAACUAUGAUGAUGUAGCGUUAGAUCCCCGCUAUUCUCGGACUAUUGGGCUAGUGCUUCUACGUGGCAUCGACACGAAAUCAGAGACACUCCAGCUUGUCACCCCAAUCCCGCUUGAAGAAUUCAGGAGUAUUAAGUCGCAAAGCAGAAGUAUCGUGCUUCUUCACGGGAAGUUUGAUACCCCAAAUUGGGCAUACACGGAGGAACUUUAUGAGAGAGCGGGGACUGAAGAGGGAAACGACAUGGUGCUUGAAGUUACCGAGGAGGACACAGAAGAUGAUCAGUCAGGAGUUGAGCCAGAAGGGGCUGAUGGAGUCAGCGACCUUACAGAAGUCCCUUGGGUUGAAGUCUUGAAAGGAAGCCAAAGACGGCCCGUUGGUUCACAAGUUUGGCGGCCCUUAAGGCAUCUUGGGCGUAACAACACGGGAGACUAG
This is a messenger RNA of Fusarium pseudograminearum CS3096, 2160 nucleotides long. RefSeq lists its product as uncharacterized. NCBI's taxonomy places the organism in Eukaryota, Fungi, Ascomycota, Sordariomycetes, Hypocreales, Nectriaceae. Gene Ontology annotation, molecular function: polynucleotide 5'-hydroxyl-kinase activity. The record is from RefSeq and is a predicted model, not a curated record. Bases 1 to 2160 code for a protein of 719 amino acids. Gene Ontology annotation, cellular component: nucleus. Gene Ontology annotation, biological process: cleavage in ITS2 between 5.8S rRNA and LSU-rRNA of tricistronic rRNA transcript (SSU-rRNA, 5.8S rRNA, LSU-rRNA). The transcript is spliced from 5 exons.